This is a messenger RNA of Symbiodinium natans, 1272 nucleotides long. The record is from the annotation of a GenBank genome assembly. Lineage: Eukaryota; Dinophyceae; Suessiales; Symbiodiniaceae.
AUGACUUGCGGGCUCGAUCCCAUCGUCGACCUCCAAGUGAACCUUCCAGGUCUCGCUGUGGUUCAAAUCUCCGUGGAUCGGCAGGAGGACUUAGCCGCGCUCCUCCGCAUCACCAAGACAGCGAUCCUCCCCCGCGAUCGAGACAAAGUUUCUCAGCUGAUUUCGCCGCGCGGCGCACGGCCACUACGCAAUGGACUCAGCCUGCGGCGAGCAGGCUUGCGCUGCGGAGAUGUGCUCAUCGCCCCGCUGAAGCGCGUUCCGGAGUUGGCCACCACGGAGACCGCGUUCGCAGCCCUGGGCGCGCUGGGCGCCGUGGCGACCUGGGGGCGUUCUCCGAAUCCAGGAGACGACUUGGUCGAUGGCGGCGCAGAACUGAGGAGCGGCGUCGUCGAGGUCACAGCUCACGCGUCGGCCUUCGCAGCCUUGAAGGAAGAUGGCUCUGUCGCCUGCUGGGGCGCAAAAGCCACAGGUGGGCGCAGCCCGGCGCAGCUGAACCAGGUCGUGUGCAUCUUCAACACUGAACGGGCUUUUGCAGCUCUGCGCCGUGACGGCUCGGUGGCUUGCUGGGGCGACCCGCUGUGCGGAGGAGAUGCGACAGAGGUGGCGGAAGCGUUGCAGUCCGACGUGGAGUUCGUCUUCGCCUCUGCAUCGGCCUUUGCGGCGCUGAAGCGAAACGGGGCGGUGGUCACCUGGGGAGAAGGCCUCACAGGGGCGAACACUUCCGGUGUGGCCCAUCAGUUGCGGGAGGGCGUGCAGCACAUCUUUUCGACCAAAGGCGCUUUCGUGGCGAUCAAGGAGGACGGCGACGUGGUCGCCUGGGGCUCCAGCGUAGAUGGCGGCGACGCGUCUAGGGUGGUAGCCGACCUUCGACGGCAACUCAUCAGGGACAUCUACUCCACCCACUCGGCCUUCGCUGCCUUCAUGAAAGAUGGAAGCCUCGUCACCUGGGGCAACGCUCGAAAUGGUGGGAGCAGCGUUGGCGUUGCAGCAGAGGUGUUGAGACGAGGAGGGCUUCGCAGCAUCGCUGCCGGUGAGGCAGCCUUUGCUGCAAUUUGCGCCGACGGUGGCGUUGUUGCCUGGGGCGUUCCAGAGUGGGGCGGCCGCUGCGUGUCCAUCUGCGAGCAGCUGACGGAGGCAUGGCUUCAGCUUUCCAUGGGUGGUCUGCUGGGGCGACGCUGGUUCAGGUCCUACCUAGACAGUGCGCGCCUCAAGACACGAGCAUCGGGUGAUAAGAACAGGGAGGUCGAGAUGUGGGAGGUUCGGGCUACAUAG